AAAAAAAAGUGAACGACAAAAUGAGCACAAGAAUUUGCGCUUAUAAAGAUUGUAAUAAUUUCUAUUUUCGCCAAGAUAACAGUGUCUGCCAUGACGUCACUUUGUUUGCAUUCCCAAAGGACCCGAAACGAGCAGCGCAAUGGCGUCUGCUGGGCCAAGUGCAUCCCAAAAUUGGCACAAAACAAUUGUAUAUGUGCUCCAAGCAUUUCGAUGCCAAAUAUCUAUCGACAAACAAGAAUCGCCGCAUUCUGCUCGGCGAAGCGAUGCCAUUUUCCUUUGCAGCCAGCAAAAGCAAUACAAUCUUAAUCGAUGAUGAGGAUCAGGAUCAAGAGCAAGAUCAACAAAUGACACCCACAUCGUCGACAGCCAAGGAAAGCUAUUACAUCAAUCCGAGAGACGAUGAUGAUAAUAACCCGACUUGCUCGUCGACACAGCAAAGCUACUACAUCAAUCUGGAUGAUGAUACGCUGAGCAUUGACAAAGUCGUCAUGGUCGAGUCAACGAGCACAACACAAGCGAUCAAGGAGGACCCAGAGCCGGAUCUAUUGGAAAAAAUUGAAGUCAGCAUUGUGCCGCCAACUUCUAGCAAACGCGCCCGUUCAAUCAGCCCGGCUUUAGCGGAGGAGGAGGAGGAGGAGCUGACGGAUGAUCACUUAAUCGAUGCCGGCGAGGUAUCCAUCUUCAAGUUCAAAGGCGAACAAUAUGUGCAAAUGUCCAGGGAAUACUAUCUGCAGGAGAAACGCCAAAUGUUAAAUCAGCUACUCCACUAUAAACGUAUUUUGGCCCAAAUCAAUAAGGCCAUGAUGAAGACCUUAUAAAACGCAUAUUUUAUUUAUAUCAAAACAGACAGAGAUAUUGGUUUUUCUUCAA
Messenger RNA from Drosophila grimshawi, 870 nucleotides. RefSeq lists its product as uncharacterized. The transcript has 2 exons. Bases 21 to 818 code for a protein of 265 amino acids. Lineage: Eukaryota; Metazoa; Arthropoda; Insecta; Diptera; Drosophilidae. The record is from RefSeq and is a predicted model, not a curated record.